Dreissena polymorpha is the source of this 4057-nucleotide messenger RNA. RefSeq names its product probable RNA-binding protein 19. The transcript is spliced from 24 exons. NCBI's taxonomy places the organism in Eukaryota, Metazoa, Mollusca, Bivalvia, Myida, Dreissenidae. The coding region runs from base 213 to 2813 and encodes 866 amino acids. Gene Ontology annotation, molecular function: mRNA binding. Gene Ontology annotation, cellular component: nucleus; cytoplasm; ribonucleoprotein complex. The record is from RefSeq and is a predicted model, not a curated record.
CUGAUAAAAUGGCUAUAAAGCCAACUUGUAUAAUACACUGUACAAAAAGAUGCCUCAUGUUCUAGGCGCUGUGUUGGAUAGACUGGAAUGCUGACUUGAACGCGUCCAGGCUAGGGGCUGUAACGACUGAGAUAAAGGAAGACAAACUAAGGAAUCACUUUGGUGCAAUAGGACCAGUGACUGACUGCAGCUUAAAAUUCACAAAGAAUGGAAUGUUCCGCAAAUUUGCCUUCAUUGGAUUCAAGACAGAAACUGAGGCUCAAGCAGCACUAAAACAGUUUAAUAACACAUUUAUUAAUACAUCCAAAAUACAGAUUGAGGUUGCACAUGAUUUUGGGGACACCAACAAACCACGGUCCUGGAGCAAGUAUGCAAAGGACAGCUCUUCAAGUGUGAAAACAGAUCCAGUCCCAGUCACCAAGGAAAAGGAUUUGAAAAAGAUAAAGAAAGAGAAGAAGAAAAAGAAAGAAAAUCCAGUGGUUGAAGAGUUACUAGAUAAUCUAAAGGAUGAUCCAAAGUUCAGCGAGUUUUUGGAAGUCCAUCAGAGUAACAGCACCAAGGCUCUAUGGAGCAACGAGGGUGGGAUGUCUGUUGCUAUGGACCCUGACUCAGACAUGGAAGACAAUAGCAAGAAGAAGCGUAGAGAUAAUCUUGACUCACAGUCCGGGAAGGAAGGUGAACAAAUGGAGCAAGAAGAUGAAAAUGACCUGAAAGAUGUGCAGGAAGAAGAUAACAAGAUUGCAAAGCAGAAAGGACUCUCUGAUUUGGAUUACCUGAAGUCUAAAGUUGUAACAAGUCCUAAAGAGGAGAAAUCAGGAAAUACCAAACCACAAGUCAAGACCGAGUCAGAAAAUGUAGAUGAAAAGAGUAGUGUUAAUUCUGCAUUCAUGCUACGACUGAAAGGGUUACCAGCUAAAUCAGGCGAGAAAGCAGUCAGAGAAUUUUUUAACCCUAUCAAAAUUGCGAGACUAAGGAUUCCAAAAUCAGCUGCAAAGAAGCCAAUGGGCAUAGCAUAUGUUGGGUUCAAGACAGAAAGUGAGCUAGAACAGGCCCUUCGUCGGAACAAGAACUUCAUUGGAGGGAAUCGUGUGUUCUUGAAGAAAGCUGAAUCUGAAGAAAUGCUCCAACAGGAUGAAGGAAAACAGCGACCUUGGGAACUCAAGCAAACUGAUGACAAAGGGGAGGAUAUUGGUGAGACUGGGCGACUGUUUGUGAGAAACUUGGCCUACUCCUGCACGGAGGAAGAUCUGGAAGACGAGUUUAAGAAGUUUGGGCCACUAACAGAAGUGAACUUGCCAGUGGAUUCACUCACCAAGAAGAUUAAAGGCUUUGCCUUUGUUACGUACAUGAUGCCAGAGCAUGCUGUGAAAGCCUACACUCAGCUGGACGGGAAAGUCUUUCAGGGUCGCAUGCUGCACAUUUUACCUGGAAAAGAAAAAAAUGAGGAUGAUGAACAGUUUGCAGAAGGAUCAUCAUUUAAGAAAGAGAAACAGGCUAAACAGAAGGCUUUAGCAUCAAGCUCACACAACUGGAAUGCAUUGUUUCUCGGUGCCAAUGCGGUGGCAGAUGUAAUGGCUGAGCGGUACCAGACCAGUAAGGGGGACAUUCUGGACGAUAGCCUCAAGGGCAGCCUGGGGGUCAGGAUGGCCCUGGGGGAGACCCAGAUUGUUCAGGAGACCAGGGACUUCCUCACCGAGCAUGGAGUCGCCCUAGACUCGUUUAGUCAGCCCAAUGCAGAAAGAAGCAAGACUGUUAUUCUGGUAAAGAACCUGCCAGCUAAGACAGAUUCUUCUGAGCUUGAGACUGUUUUUUCCCCGUACGGGACGCUGGGUCGUGUGCUGAUACCCCCGUCCGGGAUUACGGGCAUUGUGGAGUUCAUAGCCCCGACUGAGGCUCGGGCAGCCUUCACUAAGCUGGCCUAUAGAAAGUUUCGCCAUGUUCCCCUAUACCUAGAGUGGGCCCCAAUGGAGGUGUUUAAAACGCAACCACCAGAGAAAACCAGCGUCUCAUUAGAGGGUACAAAGGGAGAAGGCCUGCAGGAAAUAAAGGAUGCCAAGGGUGAACCCACCUCUAAGAUCACAGCUCCUGUGACUAAUGAUGAUGAUGAGGAGGAGGAGGAGGAGGAUGUUGGCAGUGUACUGUUUGUGAAAAAUCUCAACUUUGAUACAACAGAUGAUGAUUUGAAACAGCAUUUUACUGAAUGUAAAAGCUUCAAGUCUGCGAAUGUCGCCAAGAAGAAGGACCUGAAGUUGCCAGGUUCAUACCUGUCUAUGGGGUAUGGGUUUGUGGAGUUCCGUAGCCCGGAGGGUGCAGGGGAGGCUCUCAAGGUCAUGCAGGGUACUAGCCUCCAGGGGUACCUGCUGGAGCUGAAGAUAUCCAACAGGACCACAGCUAGCUCUCAGACAAACCUGUCAGGGAAGAAAAAGCAGAAGGAGAAGAAACAGAGGACCACCAAAAUACUGGUCCGUAAUAUUCCCUUUGAGGCAAAGAAACACGAAAUCAUGGAAUUAUUCAAAGUGUUUGGAGAGAUCAAGACAGUGCGGCUACCAAAGAAGAUGGGAGGAACAGGGUCACACAGAGGCUUUGGCUUUGUGGACUUCCUAACUAAACAGGACGCCAAGCGAGCGUUUGAAGCGCUGUGUCAGAGCACUCACUUGUACGGGAGAAGACUGGUGUUAGAGUGGGCCGCCAUGGAGGAGGACGUUGACGACAUCAGGAAACGCACUGCUGACCACUUCCGGGAUGAACACGAAAAUAAGAAGUUCACAAAGUCCAAUCUGAAACAGAGCCUGGAGAUGUCUGUCACUGACUGAGGUUGCCAUGGGAACAAAUGAUACCCUGUCAAAGUGAGGCUCAAGGAAUGUGUAGUUGGACUAAACAUAUGCAUGACAUAUGGGACUAUGAUCCAUUUUGCAAGCAGCAAAGUGUCUCUAUGGCAGACUGACUGCCAUUUCUGCUUAACAUUAUCUGACUUGUUUUUGUUUCAAAGUAUUAAGUUAGGGAGGUGUUUUACUAUUAGAGCUAUGUUUUGUUUUAUUAAACUAACUUAGCCUCUUAGCAUGUAAAGGAUUGCAAAUAAUGGAGAUAGUUGUUUAAAAAAUUGAUUUAUUUGGAAAUAAAGCUUCAAUGCUAUUUUAAUAAAACCAGCAGUUUACAGAUUUCUCCUUAAAUAAAGAAUUUUGGUGUUUGUUCCUUUUGAUUCCUGGAUCAUGUUGUUCCGUGUAUCACUCGAGGUUGUCAUGACAACAGUGUCACUAUAUGAGUCUUCAGGGUCAAACCUGUCAUCCUUGGCAUUGCGCCGGGUGUAUAUGUCCACCAUGUCCUCUGAAAUAAGGUAUAUAUGGUGUGUUUUGUUCUGAGAAAACUGGGCUUAAUGUAUGUGCGUAAAGUGUCGUCCCAGAUUAGCCUGUGCAGUCCGCACAGGCUAAUCAGGGACGACACUUUCCGCUUUUAUGGUAUUUUUUGUUUAAAGGAAGUCCCUUCUUACAGAAAAUCUUGUUUAGGAGGAAAGUGUCGUCACUGAUUAGCCUGUGUGGACUGAACAGGCUAAUCUGGGACGACACUUUACGCACACGCAUUAAGCCCAGUUUUCUCAGAACAAGGCUCAUGGUAGAUUCCUCAUUAUACAUUUUCUAUUGAUUAUUGGGAACUAUGGCACAGGUUAUUUGUUCUAUUUUUGUAAAGUAAUCAGGCAGAAAUCAGAGUAUUUUUAUUGUACAUGAAUAUUGUUUAAGAUACAAAUCAUUGAUAAAGAUCAUUAAGAAAGCAUUCAGUUAUUAUUUCUUUUUUUAUUAUUAUGUUUUAUUGUGUAUGUAUAUUUUUAAUGGCACACCCACCUUGAUAUAGUCAACACCAAAAGAUCGACAUACAUUGCCUAGGCUAUUGUGUAAUCAAGCAUCAUGCCAUUGUCAAUCUUGUAAUUAUUGAUAAAUUAAUUACAGUAUGAACUCUCUGAUUACUUUUGAAUUUGUGCUGUACUUGUUCAUUAAAUAGAUUUUAAUAUUGUGAAUUUUGCAAUUCAAAAUAAAUUGAAUAUAUUUCGUACAACAAAUUGGUA